This is a messenger RNA of Daktulosphaira vitifoliae (grape phylloxera), 2980 nucleotides long. RefSeq names its product zinc finger protein 646-like. The transcript has 3 exons. The coding region runs from base 1267 to 1794 and encodes 175 amino acids. The record is from RefSeq and is a predicted model, not a curated record. Lineage: Eukaryota; Metazoa; Arthropoda; Insecta; Hemiptera; Phylloxeridae.
UUACGGAACGGAAUUUUCCCCUCUCGACCUUUUCAGUUUUUUUUUUAUACGUGUAUAUUUUUUAUUUUUAAUAACGUUCCCCUAGUAGUAGUAGUCGUCGUCGGCGGGUAACGCGCGUGUGUCGACACACUGAGUUUAAUGUACGCGUCCGCUGAUAAUAACACACGCAUACACACAACAUCUAUCGUAUUGUCGUUACUCGUUGCCGCCGCCACCGCUACAGUCGUUCCUGAUGUCGUAGUGUUACUGCCGCUGUAUUGUUAUUGUUGUUAUUUUCGUCGUCAAUACAUAGACCACAAUUUUUUUUUUUUUUUUUUUUGUGCGUACGCGUUUAUGCAGUAGAGUGCAGUGCUAUGCGUGUAAUUAAUUUCUGUUCCAUACUUUUAAAUUGUGUACAUUUUUUCAACAAACAUAAAUUACAAUGUCGUGGGUAUUGUGUUUGCGGUGCGUUUCGUUACGAUACGCGCGUAUAUUGAACGCGACCGCCGCCGGUUAGUAGGGUACCCUUUGGCGGCUCUAAUAUUGAUUUUUACUGUGAGUAAUUUGAUUCACUUCCCGAUAAUACAGUGAAUUUUGUUGUUGUCCACCGUGGUCGUGGAGGAUGGUUGUGAUGAUAAGGAUUACCUAGUCGCAGGGUAUUAUUUGUUUAGACGCCGAAGUACUGAAUGACUUUUUAAGUUGAACUUAUUUGACCAUAUAAUUUGAAAAAUUAUGGACCGGCAAAAAAAUUUUAACGGGGUAAAAACUCUUUGUCUCUAUCUACUUCCACCCACGCCCACCGCCUCAUGUACUACAACAAUAUUAAUAUUAUUAUACCUCUACACAUUUAAUAACACAUAUGUCUGGAAACAAUGUGUGCCAGGAUGAGGCAGUGUAAACAAACGAAAGACGCAAAAUUAUGAAUAAAGGAAAUCGAUUCGGCGGGCGGCACGCAGCAAGGCAAGGCAGCGGUAGCAGUAAACAAACGAAAAAAAAAACAACAUCGAGUUAAAAAUUUUUCCGCCUGGAAACCAAAAUGAACGAAUGAACGUGCGCGCCUCCACUGUUUUCGACCGUAGCAAUAACGCUCGUCCAUCUUCGUCGACCCUCGAAAAAGUUUUUUAAGUACUUUUUUCAAUUUUUAAAUUAUAUUUGCCUAUGUUAUGGAGGAGAGCAGCCGUGCUUUAUUGGAAGUCAAAUGCCUGAAUUUAUUUAUAUUCAUUUAUGUUUUGCUGAUUAUUGGUCGAUAACAGGUUUAAUUAUUACACUAUAAUCAAAUAUCAAUGUAUGUUUUCAACAUUAAAAUCAAAAAUUAAAUCUUUAAGAAGAUUUUAUUUGGCUGAGCUGAUAGACUACCAGAGACGCUUGAUACUUACAGAGUAUUAUAAAUUUACUGGUCUACAUACAAAAGAAUGGUUGUCUCAUGAUGGAGAAGAAAUACCAGGGUUAUUUCCUCAUCUUCUAGAUCCAGGUGCUAUAACAAUACGAACAACACCUAGUAGUGGUUCUACUGGUAAACGUAUGAGAAAUUCAUCUAAUCGGUCUCCUGAUGAAGCCCGCUGGGUAUGUCCAACUUGUGGUAAACGAUAUAAGUAUAGUCGUGGAUUGGCAAUGCAUAGGCGGUUAGAGUGUGGAAAAGAACCUAUGUUUCAUUGUCCAUUUUGUCCUCAAAAAUGCCAUCAAAAAGGUAAUAUGGUUAUACACAUAAAAAAGAAACAUCCAACUCAAUAUGAAGAACAAUCACAGGCUGUUGUCCAAGCUCAUGUCAAAGCAGAACAAGUUCUUGUAAAAGCUGAACAAACACAAAGUGAAUGAAAACAUAGUUUUCUUUUCAGUAUUUUUUUCUUUGACUCAUGGUACUACUUAAUUAGAUAGAUUUUAAUUGGUUUUAUAUUUGUAUAUUAUAUUAUUAUAUAUAUUUUUAUAUAUAAAUGGACAUAAAAAAUUAGAUCAUGUCAUAUAGAUACCCUCACCAAAAUAAUUAAGUUAAAUAUGCUAUUGAUUUUUAUGUUAAAGAGUUUCCUAAGGUUAUAGUAAACUAUGUUAUAAGUUUAUAUAUAUAUAAACUUAAACUCAGUUUCUAUGACUUUCAAAUAUUUUGAAAUGAGCUUGUAAGUUAUUGUUAUGUUAAUUUAUAUAUAUGAGUAUAUACUUUUUUCACAAACAGUUUUUAUCUACCUCUUAUUUUAAGUCCAUAUCUUGCACAUUUCCUUUAAACUCUCAUAUAUUUUUUUUAAGGCUUUUACCGUUACCUAUUUGAUAUUUAGCUGUAAUUAAAAUUACUCCUCACCGUUUGCAAUAUCUGUGCAAUGCAUAUUAUAAUUUUAUUCUUAUGAUUUUUAAGAAAUUUGCUUGUAAAUAUGCAAUAAUUUUUUUGUUAAUUUUUUAAAUUAUUAUUUAUUAUUAUUUACAAGGUAUAAAAUUUGUAUGUUUAAGGUAUUUUUUUAUAGGAAAGUAUUAAAUGAAUUAAUAGUAUUAGUGAACCAAAAUAAUUAAAUUGAGUCCUCCAAGUGAUAAUUAUAAAUUUAUAGAACAAUCUGAGAUUUUAUUUUAAUCUCGUUCCCGUCCCUAUGCCCAAAACAUGGUUAUAUUUAACAAAAUUUUAUUUAUGUAUUAACUUUAAUUACUGUUGUGUAAUUAUUAAAUUUUUUAUUAUAAAAUUGUUGGUGAUUAAGUUUCUACUUAAAAAGAAAAAAUAAUAUUUAUUUGUAACAGUAUUAAGAAAUAAAUCAUGUUUAUUUUUUCUUGUAUUAUAUUAACAACCCAAAGUAUUAUGGAUUAGUUUAUUAAAUAAUUAUUUUAUUUUUACAAAAAAUUUAUUAACUUAAAAAAAAUAUAUUGGCCCAUAAAAGUGUGUAUUACUUUAUUGGUUUAAUUUAUAUAUAAUUGUACUUAAAAAUAAAAAAAAUUAUUGUUUUGACUAAAAUUCAAAUUUUACAUCUAAAAUUAUUUCGUUACAUUACUUAAUAUUUGUAAAUAUAUUUAUAAAUUGUUAUAUAAA